Molecule: messenger RNA, 2917 nt
Organism: Megalobrama amblycephala (Wuchang bream)
Lineage: Eukaryota; Metazoa; Chordata; Actinopteri; Cypriniformes; Xenocyprididae
Gene: nfe2l2b
Product: nfe2 like bZIP transcription factor 2b
Exons: 4
Coding region: 853-2508 (551 amino acids)
Biological process (GO): regulation of transcription by RNA polymerase II; cellular response to oxidative stress
Cellular component (GO): nucleus
Molecular function (GO): RNA polymerase II cis-regulatory region sequence-specific DNA binding; DNA-binding transcription factor activity, RNA polymerase II-specific
Source: RefSeq, a predicted model, not a curated record
ACCUUACGGUUGACCGGUGGCUCUCCUGGCUGUGCCUCGAAACAGACUGAAUGUAUCGCUGGACCCCCUCUCUCCCGUCGCUAAAGGAAUGUCGACGUGGAGCUGCCAAACGUGAACGUGUAGGGUACUCAUGAACGCGCUCGUCGGAGAGUCUUCUCUGAGCUCGUACCCUUGGCAUAGGUAGAGUGGGCAUGGCGCUGAUCACAGCUACCUGUCACAUUUCGUGGCGUGUUGAAAGCUGAGGGGGAAGAAAUUCUUGAAAGACGAAGCCUGCAGUGUUUGAUUCAUCUAAAAGCUGUUUAAAUCUAUAUGCAUUUCGUUGUACUUUAAAAUGCAAUGUAGCUACAUUGUGCACGUUUAAUAUUUGGAGUGGUUCAUCCUCAUAAGAUUUUAUUUGAUCAUUAAACUUAUAUUAAAUUCUAUUUUAGGUAGCCUACAGUUGUAGAUUCUAAAAAGUAAAAUUGAGUAGCAAUUUUUUAUGUUAAAGUUUUUUAUGUAAAAGUUUACAUGUUAAUGAGGUAAACCUAUGUGUUUUUCUUGUGCUUUUCUCAGGAUAAAUUUGAUCAACAUCAACCAUUUCAUUUUUGAUUUAUAAGUAAAGAAGGUUGUAAAGACAUGUUAUAAAGCGAUGAAUGCAUGUCUCCUUUGAGUUUCUUUGAAUCUGCUGUUUGAUUGGCUGAUGGAUUGUCCCUGAAUUUGUUAUCUUCUGUUUGAUUGGCUGAUGGAUAUUGUGGGCGAGUCCUGCCUGUAUUUGGGAUCUGUUACACACGCGUGUCGUCAGAUUUGAUCCAGAAAUAUGCUUUGCGUCUGCUUGAAUUAGUCCUUCAUCAGACUUUUCAUCAGCUAAGAGACAUGGACGACCCUUCAGCUCAGUUUCAACAUGAUUCGGAUUUGAUUGAUAUUUUAUGGAGGCAGGAUGUCGAUUUGGGGGUGGAGCGAGAGAUCUUUGAUGGAUGCCUUCGGCAGAAGGAGGAGACCAUGAGAGCAAGAGAAAGAGAGUUGAAAAGCGAGAGAGAGCUUGAAAGAAUAAUGCAAAGGUUACAGAAACUUGACAAAGAGACCGGAGAGUUUUUGCCUAGUCCUUCAUCUGUAAACUCCCAGGCUGUGCCCUUCUCAGAGACGUUGCCCUCGAGAGUGUCUACUCAGCAUUCACCCGUUACCCAGAAUCCCCUGCUAUCUGCCCUGCUAUUCUCCAAGUCUCAGAAGCCUCCUUCUCAGGAGCAGGCUUUUAGUGAACUGCUGUCACUGCCAGACUUACAGUAUUAUCUGGAUGUCUUGGAGUAUGAGGGCUCAAAUUUGCCCUUAGAGGAUAUCACUGAAAUCUGCCACCACAACCUGCCAGAGCCACAGAGGGAAAACUCAACAGAUGAAUUAUGUGACAUCGGUGAACUCACACAGACAAUAUCAGACUCUUUUGAAGUUGCUCAGCCUUUAUCAUGCAUGCCCUCUGACCCAUUAGAAGUCUUGGAAACAUGCAUACAGACAUUCUCAGAUCCAGGCAAUCCUACACCUUCACCUUCAAACACAAUUUACAGCUGUAGUAGCCCAGAGAAUCAAGGGAUUUUUACUAAAUGCCAAGCAAAUUCAAGCGAUUCGUCCUUGAGUGAGUUUUGCCCUGAUAUAAAUACAUAUACCAUCAAUACUAGCACACUCAGUGAACCAGAACAAUUAAAUAGUGUGCCUGGAAGGAAAGCUCCACAAAUGCUUUCACAAUUUGAGGAGCAUCGCAUUCUUCUGGGUUUUGAUGACUCUGCUUCUGUUGGCUCUGUGGAUUUAGAGAUGUCCCUCUAUGCGGCUGACACCGUAAGCAACGGCCGAUCAGACAAGGAUGAGCUGGAAAGCAUCCAAUCAGAUUACACCGAUCUGCUGUCUUUAUCUCUCCACUCUGAGACAGUAGAGGCAACACUGUAUGAAACUGCUACGUAUUCACCACACCAAACUCAAAACGAAUCAGCGCCUGAAUAUUCACAAAGAGAACCUCAGUCAAAUCUCACAACCGCAAGCAGAGCUGCAGGUGUCCGGCGCGCAUGUCGUGAUGAACAGCGAGCCCGAGCGUUGAGUUUGCCGAUUAGUGUGCAUGACAUCAUCAACCUGCCCGUGGAAGCAUUUAACGAAGCCAUCAGCUCCUGCAAACUCAACCACGCUCAACACGCACUCAUCAGAGACAUUCGAAGACGUGGCAAAAAUAAAAUGGCAGCCCAGAGCUGUCGAAAACGAAAGCUGGAUAGUCUUGUCGAUCUCGAAGACGAGAUUGAGGCUCUGAAGAGGGAGAAGGAUGAAAGCAAAGAGGAAAAAGAGAGGAACACUAGAGACCUUCGUGUGAUGAAAGAGAAGCUCAAGAAUCUUUACAAUGAGGUGUUCGGACAGCUGAGAGAUGAGCAGGGAAACUCCUACAAUCCUAAAGAGUACAAACUACAGCACAGCGCUGAUGGCACGGUUUACCUGCUGCCAUCUAGCGCAGCCAACAACAAAAAUACACUGACAGAGGAUUUAGCUGCUGCUGUAUAACACAUCUGAAGUACCUACAGCAGAACUCUUUGGUCUUUGGAACUGGACACAGCAGUGGUUUUGGAUUUUAAUAGUUGUGGGCUUGAGGAAUCAUUGGCCCUGGCAUUCACAUGAAUCUCUUUUGAACACUUGUGAUCAGACUUUUUAAGGGAGGUUGUUUGAUCAGUUUAACCAGUUAAAUUAGCAUCAUCCCCCUAGCUGCUGUUUUCAGUCAUGCAGUACAGAUACUGUCUACUUGAAUGGGGAAACACUGAAAUCUCCAAAAUGUUGUCAAUGUUACAUUUAAAUAACUAAGCUGACAACUAUGGUCCAGCUAAUGCAUAUACAGUACAGUCUACAUUUACACCCUCUCUCUCUCUAUACGUGCGUGCGAUAUAUAUAUAUAUAUAUAUAUAUAUAUAUAUAUAUA